Messenger RNA from Paramecium pentaurelia, 2023 nucleotides. Lineage: Eukaryota; Ciliophora; Oligohymenophorea; Peniculida; Parameciidae. The record is from the annotation of a GenBank genome assembly.
AUGGGAAAUACAAUUUAACAUAAAAGAAGAAAUCCUGCAAAUUGUCUAGGAUGCAUGGCUUAAGAUCAUGAAACUUUUGAUCCAAAUGAAUUAUAAAUUGGACUUGAAGUAGAUAAAGCAAGAGGUAUGUAACUAAACAUUUUUAAAGGUCGAAUCACAUAAUAGUCUACUGCCUAUUUAACAGAAAAUGAGAAGAACUUUUUCAAGGCAGCAUCAGGACGUAAUUUAGGGUUAAUCAGAUUUUACUUAAAUAAUGGGAUAAACAUUAACAUUUUGGAUGAAGAUAGAACAUCUCCAUUGUAAUUCUUGAAUUUAUAAGUAUUUGCUUAGACAUAUAGCAUCAAGAUAUGGAUCAAUUUAAGUAGUUUAAGAACUAAUUAAUAAUAAUGCUAAUAUAGAUAUUACAGAUAUGGCAGGAUGGACUCGUAUAGAUUAUUGUCUAAAUUUAAGCAUUACAUGUAGCAGCUUUUUACUAAAGAGCUUAAGUUUGUUCAGUCUUACUAAAAGCAGGUGCAGACCCAAAAAUAAGAAAUCGAGAAGGAAAUCUGGCCUAAGAUUUAGUAAGGGAUAAAAUGACCUCUGAAAUAUUUAAAUCGUCUUUAGAUAUAUAGAAUUCAUGUAUUGAGAGACAAGUUAAGAGAAUAGAUCCUGCUUAAAGAUAGCAUGAAGAAUAUUUUCAGUUUCUUAAAUAAUAAAGAUUGUAAACUCUACUUAAAUUAUUAGAAAAAGUCAGGAAUGUAAUAGUUUAUGUGAGAAAGUAUCCUAAGGAAAACUCAUUAGUCCUAAUUUAUCUCCUACUAAAUUAAUUUCAAAAGAAAAAGAGAAUUAAGGAUUAUAAGAUUCUAUAAGCAAAUCAAACAUCUCUGAAGGAAAUGAACAGAAAGACAUUUAGGAUUGUUUUAAAGAAUUGUCUUCAAAAAUUAGUCGUAAUUUAAUAUUUCACUAAAAUUCAAUUCCUAGGUCUUUUGAUGAAAUGGUAUAAAUACCAUUAUAUAUAUUUAGUAUUCUUUAAAUCAGCUAGUACUUUUGUAAAAUUCAUCUAAAGAACUUGUCACCUUUCUUGAUUAAGUUAAACUUAUAAAGCAUGAUUACAAUUCUGAAAACUUAGCUUUAGAUUUAUUCAAUCAUUCCUCAAUAAUUGGUAUUUCAUUUAUGAUUGCCACUUAAAUGAUUAAACCUACUCCACAAUCAAUUAUUAAUUGGUUGUUCUAGGAUAUUGAAUUAAAAAAUAAAGUAUAAAUAUCAAAGUAUAAAUAAAAUAUAUUAAAAUAAGAUUACUAUGCAACAUUAAUUUAUAAGAAUAAUAACAAAUAUUGAAAUUAUUUAUUGAUAAAAUAGUUAUGAGUGAUAAUCUUAUUGAUUCAUUAUAAAGAUUAUUUAGUAAAUUAUUAGUUUAGAAUGAUCCAUUUAUACUAGACAUUUUAGUAAAAGAAUUUAGUAGAAGAUUUUAUGAAUUCAAUUAUUAUAAUUCAAAGCCUCAGACUUUUCCAUUUAAAUCAGAAGAAUCAUUACAUAUGUUUACUUUUGCCCUUGUAAUAUUAGAUAUUGAAAGUGAUAAAUAUGAUAAAGAAAAUGCUUUCAAAUGUUUCUUUUAAAAUAUCCAAACAAUUAAUAAUGGAGAUAAUUUGAAUUCAAAAUAUAUUUAAUAGAUUAUUGAAUAAUUAUCAUCUUAAUAGAUUGUUAAAUUAAAUGAAUAAUAAAUUGAUACUUCAUUGUAUCAUGUUUUCAAUCAUUAUAGUACUCCAAUUCUACUUAGAGAAUAAAAAUAAGUAUUUUAUAAUUUAAAUAAUAGAUUCGAUCAGAGAAAUGGAAAUUAUAUAUUAUUAGUGAUUUUUGCAUCUUAAUUUCUGAUGGAAAGAUGAAAAUUCUUUCUAGUUCAAAGAAUGACAUAGUAAUUAAUAAAUAAGAAGUUACAAUUUAAGGGAAGUUGAAUUAAUAAUUAAUCUAUUUUAUUUGCAAGGAUGAACAAACUUUCAUUUUAAAAAUAAAGAAUAAGAAACUCAGAUUUAUUAAUCUUUAAUGA